This is a messenger RNA of Mycena indigotica, 1572 nucleotides long. RefSeq lists its product as uncharacterized. The record is from RefSeq and is a predicted model, not a curated record. Lineage: Eukaryota; Fungi; Basidiomycota; Agaricomycetes; Agaricales; Mycenaceae. The transcript has 3 exons. The coding region runs from base 1 to 1572 and encodes 523 amino acids.
AUGUCUAUCCAGCCUGCAAUGUCCUUUCUUUUCUUCGUCGUUCCUGUCGCCGCCAUUGCGCUUUCUGUUGUCGCUGCUGCCCGAUCAUCUAAUUUUCAAGACCCCUCCUCAAAGCGACGCGUUGUUUGGACGCUUCCAGUCUUUUUCACCCUCGCCAUCCUCUCUACCGCUGCCGGGACACUUUUCUUUGUUCGUUUGCAUGGAGAUAACUUUUCUCUUGCUCUCGCAAACUCGGUCGUGGUUGCUGCUCUCUACAUGGAAUUGAGCUUUUGUGUCUUGUACCUGCUCAGUGUCAUUACGACCCUGGCCGUUUUGCGACCGGUCAAGUUCCUGUUCUACUGCAUCCUCAUUACGGCAAUUCUAAUUUCUGCUACCCUUGUCUAUAUCAUCGAGUCUUUCCAAGUCAUAUGGCCCCUUCUUUCGCCCAUCUUAUACCUGGCUCUUACCAUCUUGACGCUACCCGUAAUAGGCUUCAGCUUCCUGUCGACCGUCGACCAUCCACGAGUCUUUCUGGCACCUCAAAUCCUUGUGUCAUCGCCGUCAUAUCCGCGGUUGUCGAUAGAGAAGCCUCGGCUGUCCUUCGUCGAUGAAGGGCUCUCAACCGAAGAAUCGUGUGUCGCUCCCGUCCAUCCGCCACCUAUAAAACGCGCCGCCGCCGUGUUCGUGUUGUGCGGCCAGACUUUUGCCAUCAUCCACUUUGGGUUGUCUAUUGCCUUUGCGAUCCUCGUUUCUGAUCAGCCCCCUCCUCUUUUGGCCUCGGCACUACAAGAGACCGUUGGAGACAUGAGGCAAGAAGCACUGGCAUUCGAAAUCGCCGGGACCGCCUUUUUGGUUCUUUGGAUGAUUUGUACAAUGAUGGCGUUCCUACCCUCCCGCUUGCGUCGACGACCAGCAAGUCUCGCGACAGUCUCGGAGGUGGCCGUUACAGCAUUUACGGAUGCCCAUUUGCGGCGGCCACGUAUCAAGCUCAAGUCGCUUGUUUCUCUCUCGGUUCAGAAUUCGACUCCGCGCUCUUCUCCGUUUUCGACUCCCGCGCCAAACGCAAUUCCAGACCCUCUCUGGCCAAAGAUGCCGGCAAUUAAUGACUUGGACGAGUUGCAAGACCCGUUUGCGCUCAAAUCUGAGCCGGUGGUGGUGUCGCUGCGGACGAGUCAACCCAACGGAAGUACUAAUGGUCCUAGACAACCAAGGAUGAGUGCAUGGGGCACUUUACCCGUUACACCCCCGCCAACACUCCAAGUAUAUCGCGAAAAUGUUGGCCGCCUUCCUUCUUUGCGGGCGCUUGGCCUCCGUCGUGCUGCUCCCUCCAGGGCCUCAGACACGGACGCAAUAACACUUGCGUCUAAACGCACUGCCACUACAACUGGUAAAUCCACCCCUGGCAGACGGAGAAGUAUGUCCGUUUUCACGGGCUAUACUUCGCCCUCUGAGUACAGCCAAGUCGGCGAGGGUGACGCUGGCUUUGAUAUGGAGGAAGCGUUGCUCGCCCAGAAGCUCCUUCAACGACUCGAUGCUGCGAGCAAUACCGGCAAUGCAGGUCCUGGGACUGGGCGUUGGGCGAGGAGAGCUUAA